GACGCGGCUGGGCCUGGCUGGGCGGCGGCGGGGGACAUGGAGGUCGACGAGGAGCAGCUCUCCGCGCGGCCGGCACUGGAGACCGAGGGGCUACGCUUCCUGCACGUCACGGUGGGCUCUCUGCUGGCCAGCUAUGGCUGGUACAUCGUCUUCAGCUGCAUCCUUCUCUACGUGGUUUUCCAGAAGCUUUCCACCCGCCUGAGGGCCUUGAGGCAGAGGCAGCUGGACCGAGCUGCGGCUGCCGUGGAACCUGAUAUUGUUGUUAAACGGCAAGAAGCUUUAGCAGCUGCUCGUUUGAAAAUGCAAGAGGAACUAAAUGCACAAGUUGAAAAGCAUAAGGAGAAACUAAGACAGCUUGAAGAAGAGAAAAGGAGACGGAAGAUUGAAAUGUGGGACAGCAUGCAAGAAGGAAAAAGUUACAAAAGAAAUGCAGGCAGGCCUCAGGAAGAAGACAGUCCUGGGCCUUCUACUUCCUCAGUCAUCCCGAAACGAAAAUCUGACAGAAAGCCUUUGCGGGGAGGUGGUUACAACCCUUUGUCUGGUGAAGGAGGUGGAGCCUGCUCCUGGAGACCUGGUCGCAGAGGCCCGUCAUCUGGUGGAUGAGGCUAAGAAUCUUGUUAGUGUUGCUUUUGACAUUAGCAAGAUGAAUCCUUAACCCUCGAUUCAAUUGCCUUACACGCACACUUUUCACAGUGACUAGCCAAGGGGAGGUGGGGUUUAUUUCUGUUCUUAACUACACCUGCGUCUUUAAGGGUUGAAGUCAGCAUAGGGUAGAGAUGUUUCCACUAGGCAGUAGUGGCAGUUGUUCACGCUCCGUUAAAGCCAGUGACUGCAUUCGUUGAUUUCACGGGUAAUUGCUAGUUGGUAUAUAAAGGCCUCCAGUGAUUGGCGAUCUUGAUAAGAGAGACCUAAUAAUGAUCCUUCAAGUUAGAAGUCCUUGGUGAUAGGACAGUCUCUGUGACAGUUUGCGUUGAAUGAUGUCUUCCUUGUAAAUGGUGAGCCCACCAGCGAGGAUUACUGAUGCAGACAGUUGAUGGGGUUGUUUCUGUAUAUUUAUCUUUAUGUACAGAACUCUGUAAAAAAGGAACUGUAAAUAUUAAAAAAUUGCAAAUAGCAUUUUUAGCAUCUUUAUUAAAUUCAAGGAAAUUUCUUUAUGAACUUUAAUUUGUCUAUCAAACAUUAAAGGACUUUUUAUCAUUCACAA
Diceros bicornis minor is the source of this 1204-nucleotide messenger RNA. RefSeq names its product selenoprotein S (gene SELENOS). Lineage: Eukaryota; Metazoa; Chordata; Mammalia; Perissodactyla; Rhinocerotidae. Gene Ontology annotation, cellular component: Derlin-1 retrotranslocation complex; endoplasmic reticulum membrane; Derlin-1-VIMP complex. The transcript is spliced from 6 exons. Gene Ontology annotation, biological process: endoplasmic reticulum unfolded protein response; retrograde protein transport, ER to cytosol. Bases 37 to 603 code for a protein of 188 amino acids. The record is from RefSeq and is a predicted model, not a curated record.